Molecule: messenger RNA, 1590 nt
Organism: Echinococcus granulosus
Lineage: Eukaryota; Metazoa; Platyhelminthes; Cestoda; Cyclophyllidea; Taeniidae
Exons: 2
Coding region: 1-1590 (529 amino acids)
Source: RefSeq, a predicted model, not a curated record
AUGACACUAAGAAACCUGCACCGAAAGUCGGUUAAUGUUAAUCACCGCCGUUCUAUAAUUCUUCUAUUCAUUUUGCUGUCGCUUUCCGGUUUCAAAAAUCGCAAAGGUGGUGAUCGAUUUCCUAACUGUAUAAAAUCGACGGAUUUAUCCUCCUAUGAUGUUGACUUUCUUGUGGAUCUUCUGACUGUACUUAUUAAAGUUCCUCGUCCAUCCAACGUUUACCUCAAUGAUUGUACAAAGAAUAUUGCGAAGUUUCUUAAUAAAAACUCUGUUGUUGUUGAUCAUAAAGAAGAGUUAGUGUAUCUUUCAACUUUGUUGGCCCCAUAUCAACCAGCCAUCCUUGAAGACGCUAUGAAUGAUGGCCACCUUUUAUCAAAAGUUGGCGGUUAUUUACGAAGGCUGCUUACCAAUGAGGUGUUUCAGGAUUGUCCGCUUCAUCGAUUCUUAGUGAGCUCAUGGUACAGCCAAAUGGAAGAUCUCUUUAACGAGUCGAAGACUUAUCCUCCUAAUAAAGUCCUUACACCAUUAUCAACUUGUCAAAAAAAUCCUCUCCUUCAUUCUGCAUUUCGCGAUCUCCUACCUCCUACAUUCAUCGAUAAUCUCUGGAAUUAUUCAAUCAACCUACUUUUACAGAACCAAUUUGAUAAUGUUUUUAAAAACUGUUGGCUCCUUUUCAAUCGCUAUUGUCAUUUGCAAGAAGAUGCACGAAAAAGGGAACAGUUGCAAUUCCUCCUCGCCCAAAUCUGCAAUCGGCCGCAUAUUCUUGCAGAAUUCUCAGUCCUAAUGGAUAGUGUAUUCUCAUUGUAUUCCAACCUUCCUUCUAUCACCCGCACAGAGGGACUUGGUAUAUUUCAACAGAUCUAUCGUCUUGCUCACGAAGAGUGCUCUCGUCUAAAGUCUAGCGGGGGGUGCCUUUCCUACUCCUUCCUUCUCUUGCGCAUUUAUCAAUCCCCUUUCCUGAAUGAGGCGGUCGCUUCACAGCUGCUAAAAUUGCAAAAACUUGUCUCCGAACAGAUAGCUGAAGAGCCCUCAUUAGUAGCUAAUGAGACGAUUAUCGAAAUGCUUCGUGGUUUCUUCAUCACACCCUUGCUGGAACCGCAAGUUUGUGAUAUAUUCUCGCCCCAGAUUUUCGCGCAAAUAUUGGACCUAGUAACCAGCCUUCAGAUCGAAAAAGCGUCGAUCGGCGCAGAGCAAAUCUUUCCGAGUACACUAAAGGCUGUCUUAUUGGCGUGUUUACUCCGAUGCCUUAAUUGCCAGGCUGUAGUGGAGCACCUGAGGACCACAGAAACCUUUCUUCUCACUAUGGAAACGUGUGCCGAUCUGGGCUCUGCGGAGUGGGAAGAAGAUCCGUUUAUUCGAAGGAGAAUUGUAGAAUGUUGGGAUAUUUUUUCAAAAAAUGCGGAAGAACAGCAAAAUUUACCGGAAAAGAGGAACCUUUUGGAGCGCCUAAGACCCCAUUUCAGCUUGCGAGCACCAGUUCAAAUUGACCACAGUGUUUGUCCCUCAUGCGGGGAAUGCAUCCACAGUCUGCUAGAAGACAUUGUUCUUUCCAGUCAGACGGUUGGGGAUUUGGAUUGUGUUGGGGAUUGA